GUGUUUGUCUAUCUAGUGCAUCCCCAAGUUUUGUAAAACUACUAAACGGCGAUAGCUUGACCAGCGUGUUAAUUUGUAUUUGUGUUGAAGACUCUUAGAUUCAGUCAUUGUUAAGUUUAUAGAUUCAUAAAAUCAUGGACUUGUCCGAUCCCAAUAAUAAACUAGAUGAAGCCACAAUGGUGGACGAGGAGGAGGCGCAACAAGAAAAAUUACUUUCCAUAAUGUGCAGUCUUCCACAGUACGAGCCCUCCCUAGAAAUGAGGAAAGCCCUGUGGAAAAAUUUUACCAGCAAAAGCUUGUCUAACAAUAAUGAGGUUAUAGCAAAAUAUCUACAAGAUCAGCAGCUGGACUGCAACAAUUUUGCGGCUGUGCAGCGCACAUUACUAAACAUCGAGGAUUUGUCCACCAUGUACUUGUAUACACAGCUAAUGCAAACAGACGUCAAGCUUGUCCGAACCUCGAAGUUUCAGUUUAAUUUUCCAUUGCGUAACUCGCAUAUCAAUGCCGAGGAUGUGCUGACACCCAAUAUGGACGAGGUAGUUAUUAUACCCAAGGCUAGUUUGUUGGCCUCCCCACCACUCUCUGAUGUGCUUUUGACGCUGUUUCCACAUCCUCAUGAACACCUCAAAUCCACCGAUCCAAUGUGUCGUCAUGUGGCCAUUGUAGAAAAGGUUUCGCGCACACUUAUUCAAAUUAAAUUCAAACGUGGCUCUGGGUUAAGAGACUGUCAGUUGGGUCAAUAUUUUGAUGUGAUAAUACGCUCCCGUCGCUUGCCCCUGCGUUACAUGUAUCGAGCUGUGGAGCUGUUGGAUGAAUGGCCCGAGCUGCGCCUUUACCUCUUUCCCGGUCAAAAGUUGAAACCGUUGCUUUCAGCAUCCAACCGUGCUGUUACAAUUGAUCUAUUCAAUGGAAGUAUUGCCUCAAAUUCAGAGCAGCUACAAGCCGUGCAACAAAUCGUGACUGGACCAAAUGCUAUGGCACCUUAUAUUGUGUUCGGACCACCAGGCACCGGUAAGACGACCACCAUUGUCGAGGCCAUUCUACAAUUGCGCCUUCAACAGCCUCGAAGCCGCAUUCUUGUAACUGCCGGUUCGAAUUCAGCCUGUGACACAAUCGCAUUACUGAUAUGUGAGUUCUUUGCUGUCAAUGUAAGGCUUAGGGCGCACAUAGCAAAACGUUCGAUGGAAUCGCGCUUGGUAACGAUGGAUGUGAAGCCCACACAUCAGCUAAUACGUCUUUUCUCGCGGUCAAGUUACGGCAAGGGACUGAAGUCCGUAAAUCCGUUGCUGCGAAAGCACUCCAACUGCCCGGGUAAAACAUUUGAAACCAUAGAUGUGGACGAUUUGCGCCAGUACGGCAUUAUUGUGGCCACACUGUGUACAGUCGGCCGGCUAAUCACCGAUAAUUUGGGUAAAUUUAAUUUCUUUACCCACGUGUUCGUCGACGAGGCUGGUGCUUCUACAGAGCCGGAAUCGCUGAUUGGUAUUAUGGGGAUAAAGCAGCAGGCGGACUGCCAUGUUAUAUUGUCUGGAGACCACAAGCAACUGGGCGCCGUCAUUAAGAGUGACCGUGCUGCCUCCUUAGGUCUCGGCAACUCGUUAAUGGAACGUCUACUCCGCAGUCCCUGUUAUGCUCUAGACGGGAAUGGAAACUAUGAUCACACGAUUCAAACGCGGCUACGUCGCAACUAUCGGUCCCAUCCACAGAUCGUACGUCUUUAUAAUGAGCUUUACUACAACAAUGAACUCUUAGCGGAUGCCCAGCCGGCCGAUGUCAAUAUGGCAGCUAAAUGGUCGUUGCUACAGAAUGGAGACUUUCCAAUAAUAUUUCAGGCAACACAUGGAGUGACAGAGCGCGAGCAACACUCAACCAGCACGAUCAAUACGCUGGAGGUGAAGGUGCUUAAGUGGUAUGUGCAGCGACUGUUCUUAAAUGGCAUCAAAGGCGCAUGUGUGCAGCAGAAGGAUAUUGGCAUUAUCGCACCUUAUGCCGCUCAGGUGCGGCUGCUUAAAGAAUCGAUGAUAAAAUUGGGCUACCAUGACAUUGAAGUUGGCUGUGUGGAGGCCUAUCAGGGCCGUGAGAAGCCCAUCAUUCUAGUUUCGUUGGUAAGAUCGUUCUUCAAUCUGGGAUUUUUGCGCAAUCCAAGGCGCCUUAAUGUGAUGUUGUCACGUGCAAAGUCAUUGCUUAUCAUAAUUGGAAAUCCUGUGACCCUACGUCAUCAUCGAGACUUUAAAUUCAUUAUUAAUGAGUGUAAAAAGCAUGGAAACUAUCUAUACAAAAAAAAGGAUGUUGAUUUGUGGCAAAAGCGUUUAUUAAACUACGAGGAAUUGAGCGAUGUAGAAGAUGAAAGCGAAUCGGAAUUUGAUGACAAUGAGGAGGAACCCGAACUAAAAGAACAUCCAUGGUGCGCAAAAAUGCCAGACGAUAUUCCAGUGACCGUGACAACUAUCGAGAAAGGUUCAGGUUCAAUGGGCGCAGCGGAGGAUGACAGCAGCUCAGAGUGCAGUAGCAGCAGCAGCAUCAGUAGCGGCACCGUAAGUAGUACUGAUAGUAAUAUAGAAACUACUACUACGGAAAAGAUCAUCAUUAGCACACCCUUUUUAAAAGCAUGUGCUGUAGCACCCAACAGCACCAGGAAAAUAUUGCAGAUUGUGGAUUCGAAGUAAUCUAUAGGUAUGUUUCUCAAUUGGCUCAACUUGGCGUCUAUGUAGGUCAUUACAAAACAUUAUCAAGCGUUACCAUUAUUGUUAUAUGUUUAUGCAUGUUCUUAAUAAUUUGUAACUGAAAGUUCCUGAAUGUUGAUUUGUGAAUUUUUUAUAUUAUUUGUUAAAUUGCUUAAGACCAUGCUUUGAAAGAUCAGCUAAUACCUUACAUUUCUUUUCUAAUUCGUUUAAAUACACACUGAACCAUAAAAAUAAAAUGAGAAUAAGAAAUAAGAACAUUUUUUAAA
Molecule: messenger RNA, 2950 nt
Organism: Scaptodrosophila lebanonensis
Lineage: Eukaryota; Metazoa; Arthropoda; Insecta; Diptera; Drosophilidae
Gene: Mov10
Product: helicase MOV-10
Exons: 6
Coding region: 135-2666 (843 amino acids)
Biological process (GO): regulatory ncRNA-mediated post-transcriptional gene silencing
Cellular component (GO): cytosol; P granule
Molecular function (GO): RNA binding; 5'-3' RNA helicase activity
Source: RefSeq, a predicted model, not a curated record